CGAGCACCGAACUCACUUCACCUUCCUUUCUGGGAGUCCCAAUAACAUCUGCGAUGGCAGUCUGUCUUAACACAAACCUGCGUCACCCUUCAAUCCGUUGCGAGGCCAAACCUUACCUUGCAUCGAAGCUUCAAUCUCCAUUUUUGUUGGGGAUUGGGAGACCAAGCUUGAAUGCACAAUUCUAUGGCAGCGUUCGUAAGAGCCUCCAGUGCGGGACUCAUAAUGAUAAUCCAACAAGAUCCCGUAUCACAAUGAUGCCCAUAGGCACGCCAAGAGUGCCAUAUAGAACUCCUGGCGAAGGAACUACGCAAUGGGUUGAUAUAUGGAAUGCCCUUUACCGAGAGCGUAUUAUCUUCAUUGGGCAGCAUAUGGAUGAAGCAUAUAGCAAUCAAAUUUUGGGAACAAUGUUGUACCUCGAUAGUAUUGAAGAUUCCAAAAGGCUUCACUUUUUCAUUUGUAGUCCUGGUGGAGAUCUUACUCCAAGCCUGGCAAUCUAUGACACAAUGCAGAGCUUGAAGAGUCCUUCAACCAUGUUCUGUGUGGGUUAUGCCUAUAAUCUAGCAGGUUUCCUUGUUGCAGCUGGAGAAAAGGGCCAUCGCCUUGCAAUGCCUCUUGCGAGAAUUGCCCUACAGUCUCCAGCUGGGGUAGCUCGUGGUCAGGCUGAUGACGUUCAAAAUGAAGCAAAUGAGCUUCUCAGAAUCAGAGAUUACCUUUAUAAUGAGUUGGCCAAGAACACAGGUCAACCUGCUGAGAAGAUUUACGAGGACUUGAGUAGGAUCAAACGCUUUAGUGCUCAAGAAGCUCUUGAAUAUGGACUCAUUGAUCGUAUAGUCAGGCCUAGUCGUAUUAAGCCAGAUGCACCUCGCAAAAGUGCAGAUACAAUUCUUGGUUAGGUUUUCUGUUUCCGCUCCUCAAUUAGCAGUACUACAUGUUUGUAUGUUUUCUCAACUCUAAGUUUGUUUACUUUACAUUUAUGAUUAGUCAUUCAACUUACUGAUUUAAUAUAAAAAGAUGCUUUUG
Molecule: messenger RNA, 1020 nt
Organism: Rubroshorea leprosula
Lineage: Eukaryota; Viridiplantae; Streptophyta; Magnoliopsida; Malvales; Dipterocarpaceae
Source: the annotation of a GenBank genome assembly